AUGAUUCGCCUCGGGGAAUUCCUUAAGAAGGGUCACAAUAGUAUUCACUCCUUGGAUGCUACCGAGAUUUCUGUGAUUCUUAUCGUCGAAACUCUGAAAAGCCGGGAAGAGAUACUGGAUGAUGUGAAAGCUUGCAAGCUGCUUUUUACCCGCGAUUAA
Molecule: messenger RNA, 159 nt
Organism: Colletotrichum truncatum
Lineage: Eukaryota; Fungi; Ascomycota; Sordariomycetes; Glomerellales; Glomerellaceae
Source: RefSeq, a predicted model, not a curated record